UCUAAGUUGUCUUAAUUACGGUUCCUUCAACUUCCUUGUGUUUUCUUGCGUUUUUAGGGUUCUUGUGUCAAUAUUUACUUUGUUUGACAGCUCUUCGUGCUCGUCAUUCACCAGCGUCCUAGCUGCAAUGCUAUAUCUUUACGAGAGGGAAAACGAAUUCUCUUUCCCAAAAAUGUCCCACAGUCCGACAUCGUCCCAAAAUCCUGAGCUGGUCCACGAUGGACAGGGCUUCCUCAGCAGCGUGAAGCGGUCGCUGGUUAGCGGAGAACUUGCUGAUGUGCAGUUCAUGGUUGGACGGCAGUUUGGAGAUGGGAAACUCUUCUCAGCACACAAGUACGUGUUGGGUCUGCGCAACCCCGUAUUCCGUGCCAUGCUGUACGGAGAUUUGGCUGAAAAUUGUGAAAAGCCCAUCGAUAUUCCUGAUGUUCCCGCCGAAGCUUUUGCCAACCUGCUCAGCUUCCUUUACACUGACGACGUGGUUGAGCUGAGUGUGGAGAACGUCAUCCCUACGUGGAUGUGCGCGGACAAGUACGGUGUCCCGCAGCUAGUGGACAUCUGCUGUGACUUCGUCAGUACCGAACUGACCGUCGACAACUGUUUGACCAUCCUGGAGAAUGGAAUUGAAUGGCAUGCUGAGGAGAUUGUCAAGCGAUGCCUGCGGUUCAUCGACCGCUACGCUGAAGGAGUGCUGCAGUCCGAGCAUUUCGUCGCCAUCGGGCACAAGACCCUGGUGAUGAUUCUGCAGAGUGGCACACUCUUUGCCAGCGAACAUAGCGUCUAUUUGGCUGUCGAGCGAUGGGCGCUGGAAGCAUGCAAGGUCAACAACGUGGAUCCAUCCGGCGCCAAUCGCCGGCAGAUUCUGGGCGAUGCGUUGUUUCUCGUUCGGUUUCCUCUGUUGACUCACACGCAGCUGGCCGAUGGGCCAGUCAAAAGUGGUUUACUGCUUCAUUCCGAAGUGCAUGACCUGUAUCAGCACAAAUUCGCCACCGUCAAACCGUCACUGCCCUUCUCGGCAGACGCUCGCCAAACGUCCACAUUCCGCAUCGCCGACACCGAGCUGCAGUAUGCACAACCAGUGUUUGUGCACCUGCAUCAACAUGCAAAGGUGUGGCAUCCAGCGGAAAUUGUGGGAGUGGAAGAGGACAAGUUCCGCUACACGUGGCUGGUUCCGUGUGGUGCAUCCUAUGGCGGCUGCGAUUCCAGCGGAGAAAUUCUCCCGGCUUCCCAGUUCCUCAAGCCGGGCCAGGAGAUGGUGGCUUUUAUCAACGGUGGCCAUAGGAAUGGAGCUAUUUAUCGUCGAGUGAACGGCGAUCAGCAUGUUGUCCAGUUUGAUCAUCAAGAAUACACGGUCCGUUUCAUCGAUUUACUGGCCCACGACCAUCACGUUAGAAGCAUUAAAGCAAAUACUGAGGCUUGAAAGUUGCGAUGCUUGGCGAAGAACGUUAAUCAACGGAAACGUUAACAGAAAAUGUGCAUCCUUCCUAAACGGUUCGUUGUUGAUUGUUGGUAGGCUCAGCCGCUCAGGAUUCUUUAACAGGGUUUUCGAUUUUCAACUCGCACAGAGUUAAGCUUCCCUUCUUGCUUAUUUCUUUUGGUUUGUUCUCUUAUUUAUUUACAUAAAUGAUAUAAAUUAUGUUUCUGCUUAUUGUAAACUAUCAGUUAUCUGGAUUUUAUAAUAUGCUCGUACAUUCGAAUUAUACAUUCGAAUUCAACUUUGGGUGAAUGGUUU
Molecule: messenger RNA, 1729 nt
Organism: Paramacrobiotus metropolitanus
Lineage: Eukaryota; Metazoa; Tardigrada; Eutardigrada; Parachela; Macrobiotidae
Product: BTB/POZ domain-containing protein 6-B-like
Exons: 6
Coding region: 128-1417 (429 amino acids)
Molecular function (GO): protein binding
Source: RefSeq, a predicted model, not a curated record